AUGACGGUAGAAUCCCAAAUCAGCUAUAACUGUACCGGGGUCAUGGCACCAGUGACGCUAUCCUACCUUAGUGCCAUUGUUGGUGCAAUUUAUUGCCCAAUCACAACCAUUGGGAAUGGCCUCGUCAUAGUCUCCAUCUUGGUUGAUCCGUUCAAGGAACUCCGCACGCAGUUCAACUUUUUUGUUGCCAAUUUAGCUGUUGCUGACCUCAUCAUUGGCUGCCUUAUAGAUCCUCUCACAUCAUGGGCCCAUUUUCAAGAAGCCAAAAGGGUAGAGGUAAGAAACGAGUACCCAAGAUUUGUUGAGUUCUGUCACUACAUGUACUUUGCAUCUGUGUCUGCGUCACUCCUAACCUUGUCGGCGCUGUCAAUCGACCGCUUUAUAGCAGUGCGUUUCCCUUUGCGGUACCGUUGUCAAGUAUCCUUUGUUCGUUAUGGAAUCGCAGCUGUGUUCAUCUGGGCAGUGUCUUUUGGCUUGUCUGCAAUGUACUUCGUGAUUGGCUACGUGAUGAUGGCUUGGGUGAUGGCAAGUUUCAGCUGUGUCUUUACAUUCAUCAUCAUGCUCUGUUGUUACUUUCUCCUAUACCUUGUGAUCAAGAGUCGUGAGGAAGGCCUACUGGCAACAUUGCAUGCAGACGAAUUGGCCCUGCAAGCCAAGGAUGACCAAAGUGACCCUCGUGCUGUGGACCAAUCAGUGAAAAGAUGCAAGGAGAAGGAGAAGAACAUCAAUGAAAGGAAAAAUGUUGCGCAGACCAAAAAGGUUGUCUCCGUGUUGAUCGUCAUGUUUGGACUGUUUUUGGUUUGCUUCGUGCCUGCAACCAUCAUGAUUUUUAUCAUCAACCUUCAGCAAGGAGACUGCAUAUUUCGCCACUGGCUGCGCGAUCUACAGCUGCUCUUCUGCAUCACAUCCUCCCUUAUCAACCCAUUCAUCUACACGAUCAGACUGCCAAACUUCAGACGUGCGAUACUGGUCGUUCUUCGCCUUCGAAAGACCAACAGCAUUGGACCGGCAAGCACAACAAGAGCCUGA
Molecule: messenger RNA, 1029 nt
Organism: Rhopilema esculentum
Lineage: Eukaryota; Metazoa; Cnidaria; Scyphozoa; Rhizostomeae; Rhizostomatidae
Product: trace amine-associated receptor 1
Biological process (GO): G protein-coupled receptor signaling pathway
Cellular component (GO): plasma membrane
Molecular function (GO): G protein-coupled receptor activity
Source: RefSeq, a predicted model, not a curated record